This is a messenger RNA of Gasterosteus aculeatus aculeatus (three-spined stickleback), 3127 nucleotides long. It is a transcript of the gene glud1b, whose product is annotated as glutamate dehydrogenase 1b. Gene Ontology annotation, cellular component: mitochondrion. Lineage: Eukaryota; Metazoa; Chordata; Actinopteri; Perciformes; Gasterosteidae. Gene Ontology annotation, biological process: L-glutamate catabolic process. Gene Ontology annotation, molecular function: L-glutamate dehydrogenase (NAD+) activity. The record is from RefSeq and is a predicted model, not a curated record.
UCCCCACUCGGCCAGAGGACGGGACGCGGUGAGGACUUGCUGUGUUGCUCAUUAUACCCCCCCCCGCCCCCACCAUUGCCCUCCUUGUUUAGUUGCCUCUUCAUUAGUUCCUUUGGACGGUCAUCUUAGUCCCAGUCAUGUAUCGGUAUUUCGGGGAGCUGCUGAGCCGCUCCGCGGGCAGUGCCCUGGCCUCGGGUUGCGUUGACUCCGCUCUCCCGGUGUCCUCCUCCCUGAUGCGGGUCCGUCGCUACGCAGACGCGGCGGACAAGCCGGACGACCCCAACUUCUUCCGGAUGGUCGAGGGCUUCUUCGACCGCGGCGCCAGCAUCGUCGAGGACAAGCUGAUCGAGGACCUGAAGACCAGGGAGACCCCCGAGCAGAAGAGGAGCCGUGUGCGUGGCAUCCUGCGCAUCAUCAAGCCCUGCAACCACGUCCUCAGCGUGUCUUUCCCCAUCAAGAGGGACAACGGCGAGUGGGAGGUGGUGGAGGGGUACCGCGCCCAGCACAGCCAGCACAGGACACCCUGCAAAGGGGGUAUCCGCUACAGUAUGGACGUGUCCGUAGACGAGGUCAAAGCCCUGGCCUCCCUGAUGACCUACAAGUGUGCUGUUGUCGAUGUGCCAUUUGGGGGAGCUAAAGCUGGAGUCAAGAUCAACACCAAGAAUUACUCUGAUAAUGAGCUGGAGAAGAUUACCAGGAGAUUCACCAUCGAGCUGGCCAAGAAGGGGUUUAUUGGACCUGGCAUCGACGUCCCGGCUCCAGACAUGAGCACAGGAGAGCGGGAAAUGUCCUGGAUCGCCGACACGUACGCCAACACCAUUGCGCACACUGACAUCAACGCCCACGCGUGUGUGACCGGAAAGCCCAUCAGCCAGGGAGGAAUCCACGGACGGAUCUCAGCCACCGGACGCGGAGUUUUCCACGGCAUCGAGAACUUCAUCAACGAGGCGUCCUACAUGAGCAUGCUGGGCCUGACACCCGGCUUCCAGGACAAGACAUUUGUCAUCCAGGGCUUUGGUAAUGUGGGUCUCCAUUCCAUGAGGUACCUGCACAGGUUUGGGGCAAAGUGUGUCGGGAUCGGUGAGAUUGAUGGAGCCAUUUACAACGCAGAGGGCAUCGACCCCAAACAGCUGGAGGACUACAAACUGCAACACGGCACAAUUGUGGGCUUCCCAGGAGCCAAACCCUACGAAGGGAACAUCUUGGAGGCAGACUGUCACAUCCUGAUCCCCGCUGCCGGAGAAAAGCAGCUCACGCGUGUCAACGCCCCCAGGAUCAAGGCCAAGAUCAUUGCUGAAGGCGCCAAUGGACCCACCACUCCAGAUGCUGACAAGAUCUUCCUGGAGAACAAUGUCAUGGUUAUUCCUGACAUGUACCUGAACGCCGGCGGUGUGACGGUGUCUUAUUUUGAGUGGCUGAAGAAUCUCAACCAUGUCAGCUACGGAAGACUGACCUUCAAAUAUGAGAGGGACUCAAACUACCACCUCCUCAUGUCUGUGCAGGAAAGUUUAGAGAGGAAGUUUGGUAAGCAGGGUGGGCCCAUACCUGUCGUACCUACCGCUGACUUCCAGGCCAGAGUCGCUGGUGCCUCUGAGAAGGAUAUCGUUCACUCUGGUUUGGCCUACACCAUGGAGAGGUCUGCCCGGCAAAUCAUGCGCACAGCAACGAAGUACAACCUGGGCUUGGACCUUCGGACGGCCGCUUAUGUCAACGCAAUCGAGAAGGUCUUCAAAGUCUACAACGAGGCGGGGCUGACCUUCACAUAAAUGGCCAAUGGCGACCCACGAUUCCUCUCCCUCCUGCUAUUGAUCACCCUUUCCUGCCUCUUCCACCCUCUAAACAGCCUUCAGAACAUAUCACUGUUUACCACACACACACACACACACUGCAAAACAUCGCCUAGUAUUUCUCCUGUGAUCUUUGUGCUGUCGUUAUACCAGAUCUGCUUUUCUGUUUAAAAUGUUGCCCUGUUUUGCCUGAGGUUAUAUGGACAGAGUAACUUCUCGUCUCUCCCGCAGCCCUCAUAAACAUUAAUGAUGUUGUUGUAUGGCAGCCAUGUUCAGAGCGCCCAUUGUGUGAUCUCUGAAUACAGCCGCAACCUUCCUGCUGCGAUUUGUUUCAGUUCGAUAGCACUACAGAUGCCUUAAUUCAGGAAAAGGGUCUUUUCUAAAAGGGACAUGGCCAAAUAAAUUGAACAUUCAUUAAAAGGGUGUUUGCGUUAACUUUUUGUGAAUAAAAUAGUGAUUUUGAGUUAGUCAUCAAACUCUUCAGGAGCAGUGGGUAGUAGUGAAGUAGCCAUGGUUAGAGAUUAUAAUACUUUUCCUGCUUUCCCUUUGCGCAUAAUACUAAAAGCUGCUUCUCCCCAAACUCCUCCGCUGGCCAUGAAGGAGGAGCAGGGAGGCGUGAGUUGUCAUGUGAUCGCCCGUCCCUUGGUAGACAUGUUCUCCGUCUCGUCCGUCCAGUUCUUCAACAUUGACACUUUUUUUUUUUUUUUGGAGGAAAUUACUUUUUAUUUUAUUUUUUGAAAAACCAAUAAAAUGUUCCGAAAAACAUGCAGUGUUGCAUCAUUUAUUUUGACGGACUACAGUAUGAAAAAUGUUUUGUCGUUUUCAGGGCUUCCCCAUUAUGACCAUUUUAAUAAUAUACUUAUUUUUAAAUUCAUCCAUUGUAAUUACAUUUUUAAUGCACAUUUAAAUGUAUUCAUGAAAUAUUACUUUUCAUAACGCUUUUCGACUUAAUAUGACUAAUCACUUUGUUUGAUAUACAAUAUUGUAUUGUAGUUUUUUUCUCAAUUGUUAUGAGACACUGCCCCUGCCAAAUAAUUUAAAAUUUUAUAACAAAUUGGUCAUAACUCUUCUAAAUGUUACCUAUGUACUACACCAUUAGACUUUUUCGCCAUUUUAUUUUAUGACCACCAUUACUUUCGACAUGCUUUGACAUUUUAAAAAGUUUUGACAAACCUUGUAAAUUGUAAACACUUGUUUUGUAAAACUUAAAUUCUGUAGUACCGUUUUUAAUCCUUUCCUGUUGGAUGUUUUAAUUGCUGACAAAUGAUCUUUCAUCCAACAAGACAUGAGCAUUCUUUCAUUUACAAUAAAGAUGAGACUAAAAUUUCAAAGUUCAAAAA